CUUUCUCUCUACUAUAAAAACCCCCUCAGUCCUCACACAACACAAACAUUCACCAUCUCUUAUUUGAUAAAGUUAUUAUUGAGAUGGAGGGCAAGAAGAUGAAGGCUCUGGGCGUUGCAUUGACAAUCGUGGCACUCUCCGCCGCGAACGGCGUCGCAGCAGCAGAGGCUCCAGCGCCGUCCCCCACUUCCGACGCAGCCCUCUUUGUUCCCACUUUCCUCGCCUCCUUGGCGGCCAUGGCUUUUGCUUACAUCUUCUGAUCAAUUUUCAUCUCUUAAUCUUCUUUUUCCCUUAUCGGAUUUGGAUCUACUGUUGAUUUCCUUGUCAUAUUUUUCCUCUUUUUUAUUAAUAACACUUAUGUCUUCUAUA
Messenger RNA from Salvia hispanica, 369 nucleotides. RefSeq names its product arabinogalactan protein 12-like. NCBI's taxonomy places the organism in Eukaryota, Viridiplantae, Streptophyta, Magnoliopsida, Lamiales, Lamiaceae. The record is from RefSeq and is a predicted model, not a curated record.